AUGUCGACCGACGCUGUCAGCGCUCCAGUCUCGGAGCCUGCACCUGUGCCGGCGCAAUCCACGACUGGUGACCACGACGAGGAGCCUACCCUUGGCCAGAUUGAAUGUGCAAAGCCCGCCUUCCUCCACUCGCCCCCCGACAGCAACAAUGCGCCCAAGUCGGAACCCAGCGACUCCGAGCUCAGCGACCUCGACGACGAUGCCGUUGAUCCAUCUGCUGCCCCUACAAUUCAAGAUGAGGCGCCGCCGCCGCCGCCGCCCGAGGACGACAUUGGCGAAGUCCUCCCCGACCACUGGUCCGGGACCGUCCCUGUCUUCAGGCCGACGAUGCAUCAGUUCAAGGACUUCAAGCUAUUCAUGACCAAGGUCGAUCAUUAUGGAAUGAAGUCUGGCAUUGUCAAGAUCAUCCCUCCCCCCGAAUGGAAAGAAAACCUCCCAAGGCUCGACGACCUGGUGAAGCAAAUUCGAGUCAGAGAACCAAUUAAGCAAGACAUUAUGGGAUCGAAUGGAACCUAUCGCCAAGUCAACAUUCUUCAUCAAAGAUCCUAUAACCUACCGCAGUGGCGACAACUUUGCGACCAGAGCGAGCAUCAGCCCCCAGCGCGGCGAGGCGAGCGCCGAGCCAACGUCGAAAAGCCGAAACCCCGAUCCGCCCCCAAACCUCGUACAGAAGCGAAAUCAACUCCGGCCGGGUCUAGAAAGCGGGGCCGAGGUCGACCGCGCCGGGGUAAGGCCAAGGGCAAGAACCAGGACGAUGAGGACGAUGCCCAAGAAGAACAGGAGGAAGAGAUGCGACCUAUGACGCCCGUCUCUCCCAAACCGGCUGUGGAUGCGGAUGUCAAGGUUAAGAAAGAACAAAUCGUCAAUUCUGUUGAAGACCCCGGAAUGGAUGUCGACGAAGACGAACCACCCACCGUUGGCAGAAUGGGUCGCAUGGGUGGCGCGAGGCAAGCAAAGCCAAAGACCCAGACUGUCUCGGCCCGUCGGAAGUACAGCAAGAGAGAAGGCUCCGCCAUGAUUGACGAAAAGGCGUUUGAGGACUUUGAUUACCAGAUGGAUGUCUCUGAUUAUACCCCCGAGCGUUGCGAGGAACUCGAGAGGAUAUACUGGAAAACACUCACGUACGCCCCGCCGCUGUACGGCGCAGAUCUCAUGGGAACUCUCUUCGACGAGUCGACAGAAACGUGGAACUUGAACAAGCUUCCCAACCUGCUGGAUGUUCUCGGAACAAAGGUUCCCGGGGUGAACACGGCUUACCUCUACUUGGGCAUGUGGAAAGCCACUUUUGCAUGGCAUUUGGAGGACGUCGAUCUUUACAGCAUCAACUACCUCCACUUUGGCGCUCCGAAACAGUGGUACAGCAUUUCACAAGCUGAUGCCCGCCGUUUCGAGGCUGCCAUGAAGAACAUUUGGCCCACGGAUGCCAAGGCUUGCGACCAGUUUCUUCGUCACAAGGGAUUCUUGAUCUCCCCAUCGCACCUCAAGCAGCAUUACAAUAUCACCGUCAACAAGUGCGUUUCGUACCCAGGCGAAUUCGUCGUUACCUACCCCUACGGAUACCACUCGGGAUACAACCUGGGCUACAACUGCGCCGAGGCUGUCAACUUUGCGCUCGACUCUUGGCUUCCCAUGGGCAAGAUCGCCAAACGUUGCGAGUGCGCACAGGCGCAAGACAGUGUAUGGGUAGACGUAUACGAUAUCGAACGGAAACUUCGGGGCGAGCCGACUCCCGAGUACGAGGAAACCGACGAAGAAGACGACGAAGAUGAAGAGGAGGACGACGAAGACGAUGCUACUGGCCUCCCGUCGCCUCCUGAUAGCAACGGCAUUAAGUCGGCUCGUAAACGAAAGCGCGCUGUUGGAGAAAAAGAAGGCAAGGCAAAGACCAAGCGAAUCCGCCUCAAGGUCAAGACGCGCGCAGAACCGACGUGCUGCCUUUGCCCCAGCGAUAUUCCUGGCGCGGAAGUCUUGCCAACAGACGAUGGCCGCAAGGCCCAUCGGAUGUGCGCUCUAUACCUGCCCGAGACUUAUAUCGAUACCGUCGACGGCAAAGAGGUUAUUGCGAACGUUGCCAACAUCAACAAGGAACGUCUGGAUCUUAAGUGUCUUUAUUGUCGUUCCAAGAAGGGUGCCUGCUUCCAGUGCUCCCAGAAGAAGUGUGCCCGGGCCUACCACGCCACAUGCGCCGCUGCCGCGGGUGUCUUUGUCGAAGAAGCCGAAGUCCCAGUCUUUGGCGAAGAUGGAACCGAGUACAAGGAGCAGGCUUUCGAGUUCAGCUGUCGCUUCCAUCGUACCAAGCGUGAUAGGAAACACACGGGUGACUCCUUGGAGGACGAUGUGCGGAUUCGUGAGGCUGCGGCGGCACUCACCAAGGGCGAUAUCUGCCAGUUGCAGUACUUCAAGGGCGACAUCUUUGCUGGUGUCGUGGUUGAGAAUCGCGCCGACGAGCAGAUGGUCCUCCUCGAUAUCAUUCCUAAUGGCGAUCGUCUCGAGGUUGAGUGGAAGUGGCUUCUGCUGCCCGAUCCAUCUGACUACCACCUCCCGAAGGCUUCUUCCAAGGCUAUCCCGAUGCCGUCGUCACAGAAAGCCAAGGAUCAACUCAAUGCGAAGCGCCCCGCUGACGAGAUUCCCCGGAAGGAUGCUCCCUUUGUUGAAGGCUACACAUGGGCAGAGUUCCACCCAUGCAACGAUUGUUCUAAUCCAAACCAGACCAAGGUUGAUCUGUCGAAGGACAGCCAAGUCUGGCACUAUCUCGGCAAGACAUCGACCGAAGCGAAGGCGCAGUACUCUGAUGAUCCCGUCAAGCAGCUGCACAAUCCCAAAAGCAACUUCCUUGAUACUAUUCCCAAGCCUUCUAAGCCUGUUUCCGCAAGCACGUCGCAUCGCAGGGUGUCCGCCAUUCCACCGCAACCAGCGCCAUUGCCAAUGUUCACGCCGGGGGUUGCUAUCCAGAAUGGGCCAAAGUCGGAGAAGCCGUACGUCUACAAGCCCAGAAAGCCUGUCGAAACCAAUUACGCUGGUACGGGAUCUUUCAGUACUCAAAAGUUCACAUCCAAGGCUUCUGCGCCCCCGACUCCCGGAGGACAGCAGCUCCACUUCGGAUCUGACACUCGAUACCCGAUCCCCGGAACCCAGUUUGUUCAAGAGAAGUUUGCUCCUGAUGUACAUCAGCAAUACGUGCCUCGUCCCGCACCAGCCGGGCAAGGUUACUACCCACCCCUGAACACGAUGCAACGGCCGAGCCCUUACAGCACCCCAGGGCCGCAACCUGCACUCGGCGCGCGACCAGCGCCACAAACGUGGUCGACGCCGUCGCAGAGCCCCAGGCCUCCUUUGCCACACAGCACUUCGCAAGGCUCAACCCAACAGAACCAUCGGAGAUACUCGGCCGCGCCAACGCCUUCCGUCGUUAUGAAAUAUGCGUUCUUCCAGGUUCACCACAACAGAGACUCAAAAACGUAUCGAACUCCUUAUGCUCCAUGGGGAGGGUUUACCAACGGCUAUGAAGGUAACCUACGAGCUCAUCUCAUGCGGACAUCUCCAGAAGCCUUUUUCAAGAACCGACAAGGCUCCGUUCAGGGAGGCACACCGACACCCGUUCCAAAUGCUGGUCCACAGGGACCUGCUUACGGCGGCCCAUACCACAACACACUGACGAAUGUGAUGCCUCAGGGCUCUAUUGGCAUGUAUGGUGUUAAAACAGCAGCUCCUUAUUCCUCACCAGCGCCGCAGAUUCCUCAGAAUCACGCCAGGACGCCGUCUUAUUCAUCGAUAUCUCCAUCCCCCGCACCGAGUAGCUCUCAACCCAGCCAGCAAGGACAAAAUCAGGGUUGGCAUGCGCAGCAGCCACAAUUGGCGCCGCUGCACCCGGCGAUUCGGCCGCAGUACGGAGGUUGGGCGAACCAGCCGCAACAGCAGCAUCCUCAGCAUCCUCAACCAGCACAACAGCAGCCCUCGCAACAGCCUCUUCCACAGCAGACUCCGCAACAGCCCCCUGUCAGCCAGUCUCAAACUAGCCAGACGAAACCCCAGCCUGCAGCAAAGCCUGCCGCGCCGAAGGUGCAGUACAAGAUUCCCGAGAAGCAGACUCCGGUUCCCUUGCCGGCCAAGUACCUGGCGGCCAUGGGCAAGAUGCCUACGGCUGCUACUCCGUCCAAGGCCAAUCCAAAAUCAACCGGAUCCUCUGUACAAAGUACGACUCCAUCCCCGGCUUCUGGUCUGGAGAAGGGUUCAACCCAGGCUACAUCAAUGGCAGCCGUCAAUGGCUCUUCACCACAAACGACUUCUUCUUCGCAAGCGGCGCCAACAUCAGCUGGCAUAACGACGACGACGGCGCCUCCAGUAGCUCAAGCUCCCGUGUCGGUACCGCACACGCCAGUGCCAGCUUCAAACUCUCGGAUGCCCUUUACGAACCAAUCAAUGACAACGGCGUUCCCUCGGCAGCCUAUGCAACCUCAAUCCCAGGCUUACAAUACGCCAUCGACUCAACCGUUUCCCCCAGCGAGUCGACCACGGACUGAGCAUCUCAACCCGGCAGAAAUCUUGGCCCAGAUUGCCACCACUCCGCGCAUGAAUCCGCCGACGCCUACAGCACCUUCUCAUCAGUCGAUGCCAUCGCCAGUGCCGCCGCAGACAGCUGCCAUGCCAGGCUACCAGAAUCAUGGUUCAAAUUGGGGACCGACGCAGCAGCAGCAGCAGCAGCAGCAGCCGCCCCAAGCUUGGGCGCCACCGCCAGGACAGUGGCAACCUCAACAUCACCAGCAGUAUCACCAGCAUCCUCCGCCGCAGCAAUACCAACAGCAUUAUCAACAGCAGCAUCGGCAGCCACAUCAGCAGCCGCCACCACCGCCGCAACAACAGCAACAACAACAUCAUAUGCAAGCACAGCCGCCGAACCCACCUCCCCCUCAAGCUCCCGAGGGCGAUUUGCCUCUACCCGAAGUGCCCGCGGACUCGACAGCCCUCGUGGAGAGGAUGAUGCAGAAUCUCCGCCGUGCUGCUUUCCAAGGCUGA
This is a messenger RNA of Colletotrichum godetiae, 5013 nucleotides long. RefSeq lists its product as uncharacterized. Bases 1 to 5013 code for a protein of 1670 amino acids. Gene Ontology annotation, molecular function: histone H3K36 demethylase activity; histone H3K9 demethylase activity. Lineage: Eukaryota; Fungi; Ascomycota; Sordariomycetes; Glomerellales; Glomerellaceae. The record is from RefSeq and is a predicted model, not a curated record. Gene Ontology annotation, cellular component: chromatin; nucleus. Gene Ontology annotation, biological process: regulation of gene expression; chromatin remodeling. The transcript is spliced from 5 exons.